Daucus carota subsp. sativus is the source of this 4771-nucleotide messenger RNA. RefSeq names its product pleiotropic drug resistance protein 1-like. The transcript is spliced from 22 exons. Bases 180 to 4544 code for a protein of 1454 amino acids. Gene Ontology annotation, cellular component: membrane. The record is from RefSeq and is a predicted model, not a curated record. Gene Ontology annotation, molecular function: ABC-type transporter activity; ATP hydrolysis activity; ATP binding. Lineage: Eukaryota; Viridiplantae; Streptophyta; Magnoliopsida; Apiales; Apiaceae.
AGUGGCAUUAAAUUUUAUAGCAAAAAAACAUCUCUAGCUAGCUUCUCAACUGCUAUGAUGUGCUGCAUGCAAUUUGCUCUGUAUCUUCAUGGCUUGACUUCUCAUAGCUCUUAACACCAACCAAUUUAACAAAAGGGUACAAGAUAUAUCUGGAUUGAGUUAGCUUGCUGCUACAAAAAAUGGAGGCUAGUAAUGUUCUGCGAAAAAGUGGAAGAAGUUCCAGGGAAAAAAUGGGUAGUUUCAGGGGAAGUCUGAGGGCAACAAGUUCUUCAAUGUGGAGAGAUCAAGGAAUGGAUGUGUUUUCGAAGUCGAUACGAGAUGAGGAUGAUGAAGAGGCUCUGAAAUGGGCUUCUCUGGAGAAGCUUCCUACUUUUGAUAGGCUGAAGAAAGGGUUGCUUCUUGGAUCAGAAAGUGCUGGUGGUACUAUUGAUGAGGUUGAUAUCGAAAAUCUUGGAGUCAACCAGAGGAGGGCCUUGCUGGAGAGGCUUGUGAAGAUUGCUGAUGAAGAUAAUGAGAAGUUCUUGUUAAGGCUCAGAGAUCGGAUCGAUAGGGUUGGAGUUCAAUUGGCUACAAUUGAAGUCAAAUUCGAGAAUCUGCAUGUUGAGGCAGAAGCUUUUGUGGGUAGCAGAGCUUUGCCUUCUUUCUUCAACUUCAGUCUUAGUAUACUGGAGGGGCUGCUAAAUGCAUUCCAUAUACUACCAAAUAACAAGAAGCAGUACACCAUUCUGGAUGAUAUUAGUGGCAUCAUUAGGCCUUCCAGGAUGACAUUGCUUUUAGGUCCUCCGAGUUCUGGAAAGACUACACUGAUGCUUGCGUUGGCUGGAAAGCUAGAUGCCGGCCUUAAGUCUUCGGGGAGGAUCACAUAUAACGGCCAUGACAUGAAGGAGUUUGUUCCCCAAAGAACAUCGGCCUAUAUUAGCCAAAAUGAUCUCCACAUAGCAGAAAUGACUGUGAGGGAAACAUUGGCUUUCUCUGCAAGGGUCCAGGGGGUUGGAUCAAACUAUGAAAUGUUAGCUGAGCUUGCAAGAAGAGAGAAAGAUGCACAGAUCAAGCCUGAUCCUGAUCUCGACAUCUACAUGAAGGCAGCUGCAACAGCAGGUCAAGAGGCCAGUGUUGUCACAGAUUACGUGAUGAAGGUACUGGGACUUGAUGUCUGCGCGGACACUCUGGUUGGAAACCAGAUGCUUAGGGGGAUUUCUGGUGGACAAAAGAAGCGAGUUACAACAGGUGAGAUGUUGGUUGGACCAUCCAGAGCACUUUUUAUGGAUGAAAUAUCUACUGGUUUGGACAGUUCUACGACGUAUCAGAUUGUUAAGGCACUCAGGCACAGUGUGCACAUUCUGCAAGGAACCGCUUUCAUAUCACUUCUGCAGCCAGCUCCUGAGACUUUUGAGCUGUUCGACGACAUUUUUCUCCUAUCUGAUGGCCACAUAGUGUAUCAGGGACCCCGUGAACAUGUGGUUGAGUUUUUCGAGUCCAUGGGAUUUAAAUGUCCCCCAAGGAAAGGUGUUGCUGAUUUCUUGCAAGAAGUGACAUCAAAGAAAGAUCAGAGACAGUACUGGGUACACAGGAAUGAGCCUUACAGAUUUAUCACAGCUAGAGAAUUCUCCGAGGCAUUCCAGUCAUUCCACGUUGGACAACGACUUGGAACUGAUCUAGCAACAACAUUUGACAAAACCAAAAGCCAUCCAGCUGCUUUGACAACCGAUAAGUAUGGUGUCAACAAGACAGAACUCUUGAAAGCACUGACUGCAAGAGAACUUCUGCUAAUAAAGAGAAACUCAUUCAUCUACAUAUUUAAGAUUGUCCAACUUGUGAUUAUGUCCUCCAUAGUUAUGACAUUGUUCUUAAGAACCGAGUUGAACCAAGACACGACGACUGAAGGAGGGGUGUACAUGGGUGCUUUGUUCUUUUCUGUGCUUAUGCUAAUCUUUAAUGGUUUAUCAGAGCUUGCCAUGACAAUAGCAAAGCUUCCGGUCUUCUAUAAGCACCGAGACCUUCUCUUUUUUCCCACAUGGUCAUAUAUUCUCCCAACAUGGAUCGUCAAGAUACCUCUUUCUUUUGUUGAGGUUGCCAUUUGGGUAGGCCUCAAUUAUUUUGUCAUCGGAUAUGAUCCAAAUGCUGCAAGAUUUUUCAAGCAAUACCUGAUACUCAUACUAGUGAACCAAAUGGCAGGAGCAUUGUUUCGUAUGAUUGCUGGACUAGGCAGGAUAAUGACUCUCGCGAUGUCCUUUGGAGGAUUUGCAAUGCUUAUCCUUUUCACUUUGGGUGGCUUUGUCCUAGCUAGAGGGGAUGUGCCAGAUUGGUGGAUAUGGGGCUACUAUUGCUCCCCAAUCAUGUAUGGAAUGAAUGCCAUUACUGUGAAUGAAUUUCUCGGUCAUCAGUGGAGCAAAUUGAAUAAAAAUACAACUGAGACCGUAGGGGUUGCACUUCUGAAGUCGCGAGGUUUCUACCCAUAUUCAUACUGGUAUUGGAUAGGGGCAGGCGCAUUAGUUGGAUUCGUUUGCUUAUUCAACUACGGCUACAUGUUGGCACUUAUUUAUCUUGAUCCUCUGGGGAAGCCGCAGGCUAUUAUACCAAAGGACGGUGAUGCAACCGAGCUGGCAGAAUCGGCUGCUGAGGAUACUCAUGAGAAGAAGAAAGGAAUGGUUCUUCCUUUUGAGCCACAUUCCAUCACAUUUGAUGACAUCAAGUACUCUGUUGACAUGCCACAGGAAAUGAAAGAACAAGGUAUUACUGAGGAUAAGCUAUUGCUUCUGAAGGGUGUGAGUGGAGCUUUCAGGCCUGGCGUUCUUACUGCUCUAAUGGGCGUCAGUGGUGCUGGUAAAACAACUCUGAUGGAUGUGCUGGCUGGUCGAAAGACGGGUGGAUAUAUUGAGGGCAACAUUACUAUAUCAGGGUAUCCGAAGAAGCAGGAGACUUUUGCGAGGAUAGCAGGGUACUGUGAACAGAAUGACAUCCAUUCGCCUCAUGUUACUGUCUACGAGUCCUUGCUCUACUCAGCCUGGUUGCGCUUGCCUUCAGAAGUUGAUACUGAAAAACGAAAGAUGUUUGUGGAUGAAGUCAUGGAACUUGUUGAACUGGACAACCUAAAGGAUGCGCUGGUAGGUUUGCCAGGCGUAAAUGGCCUUUCAACUGAGCAGCGAAAGAGAUUAACCAUUGCUGUUGAAUUGGUUUCAAACCCCUCAAUUAUAUUCAUGGAUGAGCCUACUUCGGGGCUGGAUGCACGAGCUGCUGCAAUUGUGAUGAGAACAGUCAGAAACACUGUGGACACUGGAAGAACCGUGGUUUGCACUAUCCAUCAACCAAGCAUUGACAUUUUCGAAGCUUUUGAUGAGCUCUUCCUGAUGAAGCGAGGAGGAAUGGAAUUAUACGUCGGGCCAGUUGGUCGUGACUCUUGCGAGUUGAUCAAGUACUUUGAGGACAUCGACGGAGUAAGUAAAAUCCAAGACGGAUACAAUCCAGCCACCUGGAUGCUCGAAGUCACUGCAUCAUCUCAAGAAAUGAUCCUAGGGGUUGAUUUCACUGAAAUCUACCAGAAUUCAGAUUUGUACAGGUACAAAAUUUCACUUUUCCGCCUCUUCAAUAGUGCAAAAAACGCGAUACUAAUUUAUAAACUAUGCAGGAGAAACAAAGCCCUUAUCAAAGAACUUAGUUCACCACGCCCCGGUUCAUCAGACAUCAGCUUCCCUACUCAGUACUCGCAAUCUUUCUUCGUCCAAUGCUGGGCUUGUCUAUGGAAACAACGAUCCUCAUAUUGGCGAAACACGUCUUACACUGCAGUGAGAUUUAUUUUCACAAUUGCUAUAUCAUUAAUUUUCGGGACAAUGUUCUGGGACCUCGGUAACAAAAUAAAUUCUCGGCAAGAUCUUUUCAAUGCAAUGGGCUCAAUGUACUCUGCUUGCCUCUUCCUCGGGUACCAAAAUUCCUCCUCCGUGCAGCCAGUGGUGGCAGUAGAACGAACCGUGUUUUACAGAGAACGAGCUGCUGGAAUGUACUCCGCCUUGCCAUAUGCCUUUGCACAGGUCUUAGUAGAAAUUCCAUACGUCGUGAUUCAAGCCAUAGUAUACGGUCUCGUUGUCUAUUCCAUGACAGGCUUGGAAUGGACUGUCGAGAAAUUCUUUUGGUACGUGUUCUUCAUGUUCUUCACGUUCAUGUACUUCACCCUCUGCGGUAUGAUGACCGUGGCCUUGACCCCCAAUGUCGAAGUUGCUACCAUCAUUGCUGCUGCAUUUUACGGACUUUGGAAUCUCUUCUCAGGAUUCAUCAUCGCCCGACCUAGCAUGCCUGUCUGGUGGAGAUGGUUUUCAUGGAUAUGUCCACUGGCUUACACGUUGUACGGUCUGAUCGCGUCUCAAUUCGGGGACAUGAACGACACGUACCUGGAAGAUGCGGAGCAAAAUGUGCAGCAAUUCGUCGAGGAUUAUUUCGGGUUCGACAAGGAUUAUGUGUGGGCAAUCGGACUAGCCGUCGUCGGAUUUACGUUCACUUUCGGGUUCGUGUUCGCGUAUUCAAUCAGGUCGAUCAAUUUCCAGAGACGGUAGGAACGUUGCUGCAGCUUAGCUUUUCGAAAAGAUUUUUCAUCUCUCGCAAGAAGAACAGAGUUUGGUUUUUGUAUGUUGAAGAUCGUUGCAGGUUUUGUUUGAUUUUGUCAGUUGAUUCUGUAUAAAAUAUGACUAGUUAGCCAGCUACACUGUGUAAUCACUGUAUUAUAUUUUUUAAACACUUGAUAAUUAAUACUUAUGAUGUUAAUGUUAUUUAUUUGUACCAA